GCCAAUAGCGGUAUUUGGCAUUGUAAUCACUGACGAUUCAAGAUUCUAGGUGAUUUUCCGGUUUCAUUAUUGUGUGUGAAUAUUGCACAUACGCACACGCAUUCAUAGGCUGUUCGUAAUGUUGCUCGCAAGAUAAUGCCGCGACUGCUGUUCGGCGUUCAGCCGAUUCAGCGGUCGCAAUCAAAUCAAACGCUUGACAAGGACAAGACGAACAAGGUUAGGCCAGGUUAGGCACACGUAAUUUAUAUCAAUCCUCGAUCGACGUGUCAGAUACUAACGCAAAUGGCGGCCGUUGCCGAAGAGGAUGUGUCUGGUGUGUCUACACUCAGUGAAUGGAUCGACGAGUUGAGCGUUUCGGACGUGACGGAGAACGAUAAAAACUCUACGAAUAAGACCGAUAGCAAUGAUGUGGACGUUACAGCGAAGAACUGUAAGCCGCGGCUCUGGGGCUUCGAGACGCGGGAGCUUUAUAAAUUUGCACUCAACUUCUACAAAGAAAAAGAAGGCAAAGCUGUCCAUCUCUCUUAUGAGGAUAAAUUAAAACUGGUAGCAUUCACGCAACAAGUGACACAUGGAAAAUACACAGCUGAAAAUGCACCACCGUUAGGUGUCUUAGACAUGAUCGGAAGGGAUAGGCGAGUUGCAUGGCAAAAUCUGGGAGAUAUAUCAAAAGAACAGGCAAUGGAAGGCUUUAUAAUAUUGCUGGAUAAACUGUGCCCUUUAUUCAGAACUGUAGUUGAGGCACAAAAAAGAAAUUUUGAAGAGAAGCAACGACUUAAGAGAGAAGAGGAGGCAAAAAAACAGGAAGAAGAGAAGAAACUUAAAGCGCUAGAGGAAGAGAAAAAGAAACAGGAGGAAGAAAGACUGAAAGAAGAGACUCAGAGGAGACAGAUUCAGGAUGCUUUAAAUCAACAAACAUAUUAUCAGUUCAAAUUAUACGCUGAACAACAGUACCCUGGCAAUCCGGAACAGCAGGGCGUUUUGAUUAGACAAUUACAGGAGCAGCAUUAUCAUCAGUACAUGCAACAACUUCAUCAGAACCAAUUAGUUAUUGAGGACCAUAUUGAAAAGGAAGAAGAAGAGGAGAAAGAGGUGAAGAUAAAAAAGAAUAUUCAGUUAAAGAAUGAAACAUGCAAAGAUGAUGACCGCGAUGAUGAUAAAAAUAACACGAACGAAAACGUAAAUGAUGAAGAUUCAGACGAAGUAGAAGACUGGCCGCCUAUCAAUCCUGCAGAGAUGUGGACGAGAAAAGGUGUGGAGGAAUUUAAACAGACUAUUAGAAGGGAAACAGGAGACUCGAUUAUUAAGGUCGGCCAUGGUGAGACCGUUACAGUGCGAGUACCAACGCACGAAGACGGGACUUGUCUGUUUUGGGAGUUCGCUACAGAUGGUUAUGACAUUGGUUUUGGGGUUUAUUUCGAAUGGUCGAAACCAGAGACAAACCAGGUAUCUGUGUACAUAAGCGAGUCCGAGGAAGACGAAGACGAAGAGGAGUACGAACCGCGGAAAGAUUUAGAGAGCGGAUCGGUGAAUGGUAAUGCCCGACCUGAACGUAGAACGACCACACCACCUAUAAGCGUUAUAAUACCUAUAUAUAGGAGAGACUCUCAAGAGGAGAUUUAUGCUGGAAGUCAUCAAUAUCCGGGCGAGGGAAUAUAUCUUCUAAAAUUCGACAACUCGUAUUCACUUUGGCGGAGUAAAACGCUUUAUUAUCGAGUAUACUAUACGCGGCAGGGUUUCACGAAAAAUAAUAAUUAGUCUUUAUGUUGCAUAUCAGAACGAGAUGUAUAACAAGUGUAUGUUGUUUGUUGAACGCUAGCUUUAGUAUUAUUGUCUACUGAACGAUAGUUCAACCGAAUAAAAGAAUAUAUCCUAUUUGUCCCUAUUUGGUUCGCGCGAAAGCGACAAGACUAUUCAUAUGUAAAGAAAAUAUCUUUAUAUAUAGUUAAGUACGACACGUUUCAUAAAGUAACAAAAGUAUAAGCAUGAGGAAGAAACGGAUUCUAAACUUUUCUCGAGAAGUAAAACCUUCUAAGUGUAUCGUAAAUUAAUGAAUGACGAUAACUCUUCUUACGUACAUAAUAUUGCGCAUUUACAGCAAUUUUUGCGCUAUUCUUCGACGCAAGUAACAUUCUUUUUCAUAACUUUAACGAAAUUUUUAAAAAUUCGUAUUUGCGCUCAAAUCUUCAUACUAUAUGCUCGUGAAACAAUGGGCGAGUUCAAGACAGCAAAGUAGCUAGGUACUUUGUUCUCUGUUUUAGAGCGAAGAAUUAAAUGUAUACGCAUAUUGUAUAACUUUAUAUAUGUGAAUAUUGGCUUGUAAAACGUUUUUUGAAACUUGCUAUUGUACAAACUUUAUCACUUAGUAUUCACCGUCAUGGCUUUUAUUAAAAUUAGUUUUUUUUUUUUAAAUAUAA
Cyphomyrmex costatus is the source of this 2417-nucleotide messenger RNA. RefSeq names its product Golgi resident protein GCP60. Gene Ontology annotation, molecular function: fatty-acyl-CoA binding. Bases 283 to 1758 code for a protein of 491 amino acids. The record is from RefSeq and is a predicted model, not a curated record. The transcript has 4 exons. Lineage: Eukaryota; Metazoa; Arthropoda; Insecta; Hymenoptera; Formicidae. Gene Ontology annotation, cellular component: Golgi membrane.